This is a messenger RNA of Osmia bicornis bicornis, 1431 nucleotides long. Its product is annotated as dynein regulatory complex subunit 2-like. Gene Ontology annotation, cellular component: axoneme; axonemal dynein complex. NCBI's taxonomy places the organism in Eukaryota, Metazoa, Arthropoda, Insecta, Hymenoptera, Megachilidae. The coding region runs from base 5 to 1291 and encodes 428 amino acids. The transcript has 7 exons. The record is from RefSeq and is a predicted model, not a curated record. Gene Ontology annotation, biological process: cilium-dependent cell motility; axonemal dynein complex assembly; regulation of cilium movement.
CAAAAUGCCUGUAAAACGGAAGCGAAAGGCACAGAAGAAAAAGAAAGCAAAGAAAGAUGAGGAAAUCGUGCGGGAUCCCAAACAAGAAAUGCUUCUGCACGAGAUGAAACUUGGAAUUUUGAAUACGGAACGUUACCGCCGCCUUUGGCGAGAGACGCUUACGCAGAUUAAGCUGCCAGACAUCGGAAGGAACGUGGAAAUAGCUUGGCAAACGGUGGAGCGUACGUUCGAUCUCAAGGACUACAGUAUCAGUUUACUGCUGGACAGCUUACAAGAACUCGAGGACCAGCGUCGUCGUGCGAACGGUGCACGCGUGGAAACGUUCGAUCGAUCUCUCCAGAUACACGAGGCGCGGUUGAAAGGCAUCGAUGACAUCUUCCAUCGAAAUAUCGAGGAAGCGUUGGCAGCAAAAAACCAUGAAUUCGAAAGAAUCGAUCACUCUCGGAACGCGUCUGAAAAUGGUUUACAUAAAACCGUUUGGCGUGUAAAUCGUCGAGACGAAAAUGCGGCAAACAUUGCUAAAAGUGUUGCGAUCGGUAAGAUCGAUACCUUUACGGAGGAUGGACAAAACGAAAGAAGAAUAAUCAGCGGUCUGCUUCAAAAACAGCUCGAAGAUCAUUGGAAUGAUUUACGAAACAUUUUCACCGACUAUCGCAAAAGUACCGUGGAUCGACGGAAAGCUUACGAAGCGAUUCGAAGGAAGGACGAGUCCGAUCGACAGGAAAUAAUCCGGCAGUGGCAACGUACCGCAUUUCUUCUCGAUGAGAUCGCAAAAUUUCGAGAUAAUAUCCAUUCUUACAAGGCCGACGCUACAACGGAACUACAAGAAGUCAUCCAGCAGUCGGAUUUCUUUCACGCUACCUAUCGAAAGAAAAAUAAGCACUUUGUCCUCGGAAGAGAGGAAGAUAAACGUAAAGCAACGGUGAUGUCCAGGGAAUACGAUGAAACUUUGGAACGAUUUAAUAAAUUGAUAAACAAGGCCGAACGUAUGCUCACGUACUUACAAAUAUGUCGAAGAUUCGAAACUCAAGACGAAAAAAUCAUUCAAACCAUGAGUAAUUAUGUUAUCGAUGAAAUUCAACAAACCUCUUUGCCGCAAAUCAAAGGUUUUUCACUUCAAAUGGCUUUGGAAGACUAUGAAAAUACGAUCAAGUUUUGGCAUCGUCUAGGCCUCGCGCAAUUAAUCGCCACACAAUUACACGUCGAAAGAGAUCAAUUAUUGGCGGAAGCGAGGGAUCUACGGAAAUCGAUUAAGCACUAUCUCUGCUUGCUAAAACCAACAGCUAUGUGACUGUUUUUAUAUCAAGAAUGCAACACCUUCGUGGAUGAUGGUUUUAAAAAUAAGGCAAAAAUCGCUUCACGAUGAUGCGUGUCUGAUAAUACUCACUUCCCAAUCCAAGAUGGAAUGUAAGCGCGCUAACCGAAAUUGGG